Messenger RNA from Amyelois transitella, 1439 nucleotides. Its product is annotated as DNA repair protein RAD52 homolog. The record is from RefSeq and is a predicted model, not a curated record. Gene Ontology annotation, cellular component: nucleus. Lineage: Eukaryota; Metazoa; Arthropoda; Insecta; Lepidoptera; Pyralidae. Gene Ontology annotation, biological process: double-strand break repair via single-strand annealing; mitotic recombination; double-strand break repair via homologous recombination. The transcript is spliced from 6 exons. The coding region runs from base 193 to 1200 and encodes 335 amino acids.
CCGCCGUUCCGCGCAAAAUGUCAAUAGUGUUGUUUUGGUGGACGUACGUAAUUUGUGAUUACCUGCUUCUUUUAAUUUAAUAUAUAGAUGGUUGGUGUAUUUACUAAUUUUAAGGGAUAAAGAAGUGUGUAGGAUUUGUUUUCUAUUCAUGGGACCGUGAUUAUACUGCAUAAGUGGAUAGUGGUCGGAACCAUGCAAAGGAAAUCUGGCUUCCCCGUUGCGAAUUGCAGCAUUAAAAUGCCUGACAGUAUAAUGCCCCAUUCAGAGCCUCAACCUUGCGAGGAGGACACUGAACACCGCAGACAACAGCUCAUCAACUUUGGACACUCACAAUGGGGCUUCAACAACUGGAGUUGGACUGUCACCAAACAAGAAUUAGAUUUUGUGGACCCCGCCGGCAAUGGGAAGUACACAGCGGGUGUGGUGGCGUUUGUCUCUAUUACAGUGAAAAGCUUUGACAUCCAAAGGGAGAAUAUUGGCUACGCCACUUCUGUUGCUAACAGCAAGGGAAUGGCGAUUUACAAGUCUAGAAAGUGCGCCGUUACGAAUGCUCUACGCGAAACGUUAUUAAGUUUCGGCGGCAGCGUCGCCACAGAACUGAUGGAACUCUCAGAGAUAAAGACCGAAGCCCCCAGCGCCCCGAACCCGGUCCCGACCGCCCCCGUAGAGCCCGAAAACAACCAGAAUCUACCGAACAAACCGAUCGAGCCUAAGAAUUCUCCUGUCAACAAGGUUAUAAGGAAAGAGGAGAGCACGACACCCGCGAACGUGCGGCCGCACCCUCCGCCGGCGAUCAAGAACAUGGCGGGGAACCCCCCGCCGCCGCCCGUGGCCAAGGCGCACCCGAUGCCCGUGAGCCUGCCGCGGGCCGCGCCCCGGGGCCCCGCGCCGCCGCCGCGCCCCAACUCCAACGAGGCGGAGAUGAGCGAAGAGGAAGCGAGGGCGGAGCGCAAGCGCAGACAGCGACUCGCACAAGAAGAGUUCCGGUUGAAACAGCUUGCCAAGAACGCGGGAAACGAUGACAAAGAGCUAAGCAAAGCUGGCAGCAGUAUAGACAAGAUGCUGAUGGACAUUCCUACUCAGGAUAUAGUCAUAGAGGAGAGCGGGACGGAAGAUGGCAAAAGGAAAUCCCCAGCAGACGGUGGCGCUGCCAAGCGGCGGACUAGCGUACUAAAUAGACUGGAUAUCGUUGCCGAUUGAGGGUAGUUGUUAACUUUGGUUUUGUAAUUUUGUAAAGUAAGUACCUACUUUGUGGAAUUUUAAACGUUACCCGAUAACAUUGUUACGUUGUGUUUGCAUAAGAAAGGUAGCUUUUUAAAUCUGCUUAUUUAUUGCCUCUUUUCUUUUGUUUGCUUUGUUAUACAAAUGUUAAAUACCUCAAUUUGUAGAAGGAUAAACAUUCUCAUCUGGAUACAUAUUGUAAGUGUUAAUUAAAAUAU